This is a messenger RNA of Hypanus sabinus (Atlantic stingray), 5089 nucleotides long. RefSeq names its product formin-2-like. Gene Ontology annotation, biological process: intracellular transport. The record is from RefSeq and is a predicted model, not a curated record. Gene Ontology annotation, cellular component: nucleus; cytoplasm; endoplasmic reticulum membrane. NCBI's taxonomy places the organism in Eukaryota, Metazoa, Chordata, Chondrichthyes, Myliobatiformes, Dasyatidae.
GGACCAUGGCUUGAGGGGCAGAGGCUUUUGGCUCUUUGGCAACAUGGGGAAUCAGGACGGGAAGCUGAAAAAGACGGUAGGAGACGGCCAGGAAUGUCCGGACGACUCCAGGCUCAAGGAUGCCGAUGGUACAAAGAAAGGGUCGGGAGGCAAGAAGGCGCAUGCAAAGCACGGAAAGGGAAACGAGAGCCAUAGGAAGAAGAAAUCCGAGUCCUCCCGCUCGGUUUUCUCCAUCAGGAAGAGAAAACAGCAGACCCGGGGUAAGAAUGGGUCCAAGGAUGAUAUAUCGGAGAGCCGGGCCCUGCACAUUGAAGAGCUGGACAGCGUUCACUCGGUUACAAAGACCCCCGACAUCAGUAUUUCAGCGGACGAGGGAGGACUGACCGAUACCGAAGCCGAGCCGCUCGACAUCACCAACGACAGUCUGCCCGCUGCUCCGGAGCCGCCCACCGGCCAGCGGCUCAGCUCGGAAUCGGACACCGACAUCUACAGCUUCCACUCGGCCGCCGAGCAGGAGGACCUGCUCUCCGACAUUCAGCACGCCAUCCAGCUGCAGUGGUUGGGCAAGGAAACCGAGGGGAAGCUUUCGCUCACCGAGCGGCAGGCGGGGGUGAAUGGGAGGCCGCCAGUCCCACAGCCCGGCCCGGGGGCACCGGCUAGCCUUGCAGUACAGUCCGGCCAACAUCAGCAGGGUGAGCCUGCCUCCAGGGCCGAGCUGACCGAGGAGAAUGCCGAACAUAUCAAAGCCCCCGUUGAAGAGAGCCUGCUUCCUAAUCUGGAGGAGGGGACGCAGGACAUUCGGGUCGAUGCUAACGGUGGUCCAGUGGGCGACCUGUCAAUAACCCAGGGUGGGUUUGAAUCUCUUCCCGAGCGGCCGGCUCCUCCUGCAGAGGUUUGCUCGCCAGUAAAAGCUGAGUUGACUCUCGACGAGGAUGCUGGCGACCACAGUGUGCCCAAUGGACUGGCGUGCGGCCAGGCGGGCUCCGAUACCGAGGUGUCGGGUGACGCCGUGGGGUCCGCCGUUGAGGCUAGCGCCCGCCGCAUUAGCGAGGACAGACCGAUCUUGUCCAUCGGCAAUUCCCGCUCACACAAGCCGCCGGGACCACCUGCCGCUGUCAGACCUCAUGCCCCGGUCAAUGCCAUCUUUGUCCGAACGACGACUAGGCAGCUGAGCUCCCCCAGUAACUCCCCCCUGGCUUCGCCCUCGCAGAGUCCCCGGUGCCAGAGGCGGCGGCGGGCGGUGGAGCACAAGUGGAGCAGAGAGCGGAUCCGAGCGGAGAAGUGCCCCAGCGAGAGGAGGAACCUGAGCCGCUCGGCUGACUGGACCGAGGAGUUGAGGCGGCCGACUGCAGUCCGUGUCAAGAAAACGGGGUCUGUGGACUCGCUGCAGCGCUCCGGACCCCCCGAAAUUUCAUCUCUUCGACCGGCCAAGAGGCCUUCCUUACCCGAGAGCGGCUACCCCGAGAUCUUUACAGGGCGUACAUUGCUCGAAAAACUAUUCGGGCAGCAAGAGAAAGUACAGCUUUCCGGUGAACAUGAAGCAGAGAAACUGUGCUCCCGUAUUCUGGCAAUGGGUUUGCUGCUCCCAUUCGGGGACUGUUUCAGAGAGCAGUUUUAUGGAGAAGCACCACAAGCCACCACAAAAUUUGAUCAGGACAAGUUGUACACAUGGGCAGCUGUCAGCCAGCCAACUCAGUCACGUGACCACGGGGAAGAUCGGAUCCCUGGGAGAAUUCAGACAGUGUGGCCGCCUUCAAAGCCCUGGGCAGAAGGAAAACUGAAGUAUGUAGAAUCAGAGAAUCGCGAUGCUGUUCUAAGUCUGAAAAGGAUACAGAAAGAAGAACUACACACUUUACAAAAAGAUAAUGAAGAGAAAACGGCAGAAGUGAAGGAACCACAGGUUGCUGUUAUCCAGAAACUCGAGCAGACUAUUGAGCAAUUAAGAAUCAAAAUUGCUGAGCUGGAGAAGCAGUCAGCCCUGCUUGACCAGGAGAGCACUGUAAAGUACCAGGAACCUGGCAGCGAGGAUGUAGCUUCGAACACUCCUGAUGUUCAAACGGACUGGCAGACUCCUCUUCUAACACAUGCACAGAGAUUUUGUGUAGAAGCUAAAUCUGCACAGACUUCGCCUACUCAAGAACAAGCUUCUAUUCAAGUGCCUUUAUUCAACAGCCAUUCUUCACAGCCUCCAACUUCCAGCUGUAUGGUUUCCCCGUCUCAGGAUCGUUCGGUAAAUGUAACCGUAGCACAAUCGCGCACUCUGGGAGAUCCAUGCGUUGCUUCGCAAGUGCUGGCUUCUCAGCCUGACCAAGGUUCUCCUACUCCAGCGGGUCAAAGUUUACAGGACCUCCUGCAAGUUGUAUCCAUUCAGUGUACACCGUCUCCGUUGGCAAGCUGCCAAUCAACUCCUCUGCCUGCGGUGGGAAUUCUACAUUCGCCUGUUUUACCCAGUAGUGAUAUUUUGCAUUCGCCAAUUUCUCCACCUGUCUCUGACCCAUCGGGUAUUUCAGCCCCAUUUCUUCCUCCUCCACCACCGCCACUUCCUCCUGUUGAUCCUGAGCAUGUCCCUCCACUUCAGCUGCCGCUUGGCUGUGGGUACCAACCCCCUUCGCCUCCCCCUCUGCCUGGCUCCAUGUCCCAGCCUUCUCUUCCAUCUCCACCCCCUCUGCCUGGCUCUGCUGUUCCCCCUCCUUGCCCUUUAUCCAGCUCUGUUUCUCCUGCUCACCCGUUACCCUGCUCUUCCAUUCCACCUGCUCCCCCACUGCCUGGCUCUGGGCUUCCCCCAUCCCCUCCUCCUCUGCCUGGCUGUGCCAUUCCGCCCCCUCCUCCUCUACUCGGCACUGUCGUUCCCCCUCCACCCCCUCCUCCUCCUCUGCCAGACAGUGCCGUUCCGCCCCCUCCUCCUCCUCUGCCAGACAGUGUCGUUCCCCUCCGCCCCCCCCCUCCUCCUCUGCCAGGCUGUGUCGUUCCCCCUCCGCCCCCUCCUCCUCCUCUGCCAGGCUGUGCCGUUCCACCCCCUCCUCCUCCUCUGCCAGGCUGUGCCGUUCCGCCCCCUCCUCCUCCUCUGCCAGGCUGUGCCGUUCCGCCCCCUCCUCCUCCUCUGCCAGGCUGUGCCGUUCCGCCCCCUCCUCCUCCUCUGCCAGGCUGUGCCGUUCCGCCCCCUCCUCCUCCUCUGCCAGGCUGUGCCGUUCCGCCCCCUCCUCUUCCUCUGCCAGGCUGUGCCGUUCCGCCCCCUCCUCCUCCUCUGCCAGGCUGUGCCGUUCCGCCCCCUCCUCCUCCUCUGCCAGGCUGUGCCGUUCCGCCCCCUCCUCCUCCUCUGCCAGGCUGUGCCGUUCCGCCCCCUCCUCCUCCUCUGCCAGGCUGUGCCGUUCCGCCCCCUCCUCCUCCUCUGCCAGGCUGUGCCGUUCCGCCCCCUCCUCCUCCUCUGCCAGGCUGUGCCAUUCCCCCUCCACCCCCUCCUCCUCCUCUGCCAGGCUGUGUCAUUCCCCCUCCACCCCCUCCUCCUCCUCUGCCAGGCUGUGUCGUUCCCCCUCCGCCCCCUCCUCCUCCUCUGCCAGGCUAUGCCGUUCCGCCCCCUCCUCCUCCUCUGCCAGGCUGUGCCGUUCCCCCUCCGCCCCCUCCUCCUCCUCUGCCAGGCUGUGCCGUUCCCCCUCCGCCCCCUCCUCCUCCUCUGCCAGGCUGUGCCAUUCCCCCUCCGCCCCCUCCUCCUCUGCCAGGCUCUGCAUUCCCACCUCUUGCUGGUUCUGGAGUUGCCCCUCCAAUGCAGAUGGGGCAGUGUCCACCACUUCCUCCUCCAGGCUCGGGUUUUCUUCCACCACCCCUUCCGUUGGGAUUUCUUGCAAUUGGAAUGAAGGACAAAUUGCCAAGGAAAGUUGCCAUUGAUCCAUCUCGUCCAAUGAAGCCUCUCUAUUGGUCAAGAAUCCAGCUAAGCAGUAAAAGAGAAACAACACUACCCAUUUGGGCAGCACUGGAAGAACCUACAAUUAAUGCUCAAGAACUGGAAAACUACUUCUCCAAAUCGGCUGUCAAGGAGAGGAAAAAGCCAAUUUCGGAUACUUACAGCAAAACAAAAGCCAGACAGGUUGUAAAACUUCUGAGCAACAAGAGGUCGCAGGCUGUUGGAAUUUUGAUGUCAAGUCUUCACUUGGAGAUGAAAGAUAUCCAGCACGCUGUUCUGAACUUGGACAAUUCUGUGGUUGACCUGGAGACCCUUCAAGCCCUGUAUGAGAAUAGAGCACAACAUGAAGAGCUGGAGAAAAUUGAAAAGCAGAUGCAUAAAUCCUCUAAAGAUAAAGAUAAAGAUAAUGCCAAGCCUUUGGAUAAACCAGAACAGUUUCUCUAUGAACUAUCUCAAAUCGUCAACUUCUCCGAACGUGUGUUUUGCAUCCUUUUCCAAUCUACUUUCUUAGAAAAUAUUGCCACCAUCAACCGUAAGCUUGAAUUAAUGGACAAGUUAUGUAAGACGCUGCAAACAAGUACUGGUGUAAAGCAGGUACUGAGUUUGAUUCUUGCUUUUGGAAACUACAUGAAUGGUGGGAACAGAAGUCGAGGCCAAGCAGAUGGCUUUGGUUUGGAGAUUCUUCCUAAACUUCGAGAUGUGAAGAGCAGUGACAACAGUAUUAACCUCCUCUUCUACCUGGUAUCAUAUUAUCUGCAUAAUUUUGAUAAGGAUGCAGGUACAGAAAAAAGUGUUUUCCCUUUGCCAGAACCGCAAGACUUGUUCCAAGCUUCACAGAUAAAGUUUGAGGACUUUGAGAAGGACCUCCGUAAACUGAAGAAGGACUUGAAAGUUUGUGAGACAGAAAUGGAAAAAGUCUGCCACCUUUCACCAGAAGAACAUCUACAGCCUUUUAAAGAUAAAAUGGAAGAAUUCAUUAAUCAAGCAAAGUCUGAUGAAGAAUCUCAAGAAGCUUUCUUGUCUGGAACACACAAAAGCUUCUUGGAAACGGCAGCGUACUUCAGCAUGAAGCCAAAGUCGGGAGACAAAGAAGUCACUCCAAAUCACUUAUUUACCAUUUGGCAUGAAUUUUGCACUGAUUUCAAGGAGUACUGGAAAAAGGAAAGUAAAGUUAUACUGAAAGAAAAGUAA